UGCGAAACAGCUGUUGAUUGACUUUGACUGGUGGAUUGUUCUUUGUUUGUCGGUCUUUCUUACGAGAUUGCCUCUUUGUCUGUAUACAAGAAUCACUCAUACACAUUGCAUCCAUACUAAUCAAGACAGAAUCGAACGUUGCUAUGCGUCAAAUCAACACAAUGUGUCUUAUCUACUUAUUCACACGUGCACACCACUACGUCGAAAGUACCGGCCGUCUGUCAGGGCAGGCUCAGCGGACUCUUCGUGCCGUUCGAUGAACUCGCAGACGUUGGUGUGCCCGCUGCCGUGUCGUCUUUCUUCGCCGCUGUCGGUACAUCCAGCAGGGAGAUGAUCCAAUCGACGGCCGCCACCACGUAUGCGUUGGUCUCCUUGUCGCCGUCUGGCUGCAUUGCCCCGUAUCUCACCAGCAUAGCGCGGAGCGUCGUCCACGCACCAUAGGAAACGCUGACAUGGAAACAAAUAGAUGAAUCAUAGGACGGCAGGCGCAUCUCCCUCAGUCCGCUCACCUUGUGAUCUGAUUCUGUGUAAUGAGUGCGAAGAGAGAGGUUGCCGUGGCGAUGAGUGCUGGGAUCUUCCACGGGAUAAGCAACAGGAUGAGGUUGGCCGACAUCAG
Vitrella brassicaformis is the source of this 616-nucleotide messenger RNA. NCBI's taxonomy places the organism in Eukaryota, Vitrellaceae. The record is from the annotation of a GenBank genome assembly.